CUCUUCCACGUUUAGCUUUUAGUUUUGUUUCUUUAUAGUGUCCCUAAUCAACCAGGAGGCUAGACAGCAUGGAUCCGUGACAUCAACGGUCACCGGCAUGCAACACAUGGUCAGAAUCAUGAAAAGAAAUUUGGAUUUGAAAGUGAUUGUCAGGCCUACUUGCAGCCUUGUAAACAAAAGCAGCAUGGAGAAGCCUAGUUCCUACUGUUCUUUUUACUACUGUUAACCUAGGCAGGAGAUGUAUGUUACUCCCCAGGAAUCAGACCAUUUACCUGGACUCCCUGAGUAUGUUAAAAUAGUAGAAGUUGGACCUAGAGAUGGACUGCAGAAUGAAACGGUUAUAGUUCCUACAGAUAUAAAAAUCGAAUUCAUCAAUCAACUGUCCCAAACUGGCUUGUCUGUGAUAGAAGUGACCAGCUUUGUAUCCUCUAAAUGGGUACCACAGAUGGCUGAUCAUGCUGAAGUGAUGAAAGGCAUCCAUCGGUAUCCUGGCAUUCGAUACCCUGUUCUUACUCCAAAUCUUCAGGGUUUUCACCGUGCUGUUGCUGCUGGAGCCACUGAGAUAUCGGUUUUUGGUGCUGCAUCUGAAUCCUUUUGCAAGAAGAAUAUUAACUGUUCCAUUGAAGAAAGUAUGGGAAAAUUUGAAGAUGUCAUUAAGUCUGCAAGGCAAAUGAAUAUUCCAGCACGAGGGUAUGUGUCUUGUGCCCUGGGCUGUCCGUAUGAGGGAAGCAUUACGCCACAAAAAGUGACAGAACAGGUAUCUAAGAGACUGUACAGCAUGGGCUGCUAUGAGAUCUCUCUGGGAGACACAACUGGAGUAGGAACGCCAGGAAGCAUGAAGAGAAUGCUGGAGAGGGUCAUGAAAGAAAUCCCGCCAGCCGCCCUGGCGGUUCACUGUCACGACACGUAUGGUCAAGCCCUGGCCAAUAUCCUGACCGCCCUGCAGCCUUGGGUGUCUUGGUGUGUUUUCCAGAUGGGCAUUACUGUGGUGGACUCCGCGGUGUCGGGAUUGGGCGGCUGCCCUUAUGCGAAAGGCGCCUCUGGGAACGUGGCCACCGAGGAUCUGAUCUACAUGCUGAACGGCCUGGGACUCAACACAGGUGUGAAUCUCUACAAAGUGAUGGAAGCUGGUGACUUUAUUUGCAAGGCUGUGAAUAAAACUACAAACUCCAAAGUUGCACAAGCUUCUUUCAAACCUUGACUUGAAAAUACUUACGACUUAAGAUUGAGAUGUUCCCUUUCAGCUACAGAGAUUCAUCUGAAAAUCAAUGCCAACUCAUUCUGCAAUGCAAAGUAAUAGACAAGAGCAGAAAAUGAAGACAUUGUUAUAAAGAUUUUGCCUGGAUAGACUAUGAAGUCAAUGGGAAACAGUAUAGACAUCAGGUAAAUUGCAAGCUGAAGAUAAAUAAUAAAACUUGUUGACAUCUUUUUGAACUGAAAGAAGAAAGGCUACUCUUUGGUCUCCUAGAAAUAACUCUUUGGUAGAUGUAAAAACAGACAUCAGAUUCCCCUAGGUAUCAAGUAUGUGUCACUGUUUAGUUGAGCCAGCUUAGCACAGUGUGUGUGCUUUCAGUAGUUCAUGAGCUCCUGCUCAGUGUGCCCAAUGAGUGCAUGGCCUCAGCACUUUGCCUUGGGACCCUGGGCUCUCAACUUCCAUUGGCCAAGUCAGCUAAGUCAUGGACCAAGAGCCAAAUCUCUAUCUGACCCUACACAACUUUUAGCAAUGGAGCAUUUAUAUUUCAAGUGUGGCUAACAUCUGUUAACUAUUUCAGUGACUUUAUCUUGUUCCAAGAAGCUGUGGUCAAUGGCAAGAUGCCAUAUCCUGGAUACGCAGUGUGACCUCCCACAUUUGUUACAUGCCUCCAAUUUACCCUCCUUCACCUUUCAUCAGUUACAGUUACAGUUACAGUGAAAUCCAGCAUGGUAUUACUCCUCUACAGAGAAGUUAGAAGGCAUGGUUUUUGACCCAAUGUCUAAACUGUGCUGAUGAGAACAGGUUGAUAUAUGUACCAUAAUUUACUUCAAUAGUUUAAGUUCACUUUCAAAUUGCCCAAGAGAAUAUUGUUCGGCUCCUAGGAACUUCAAGACAAUAUUUAAUUCAUAACAUAAGCUGUUUUACAUUGAUUUAUGAUACCAUAUUUUGAUUACUUCAGAUCAUUUUGGUUGACUUUUUAAUGAUUGUGUUUUAAGAUAAGUAGCAGAAAUUUUGUCUGUUGCCCUAGAAAGCAUUGGCAGAGACAGCAAGAAAUUAAUAUAUCAAAGAUGGAGACGAGGUAAAAGGAGUCUGUGUCAGAAAAAAUGUUUCUGUAGUAACUUAUGCAAAUUAUACAGGGACUGUAUUAUUACACGUGGAUCUAGAAUGUGAGAUGUAUUAUUUAUAUAGGCUUCUCCAAUGCUACUGGGUGAUCUUUGAGCAAAUUUUAAUAUAAAUUCAAAUAUGAUAGUGAGUAUUGUGAACUACAUAGGAAAUAGUCUUCAAAACCAUCAAAAUAAAAAAAGAAAUUCAAACACUAAGAGAAGUACUGAUUACAGAUAAGUUUCCUUUUUAUUAGUACGUAUUUGGGGUACAUAAUGAUUACACCUUUGUGGGGAGUUGGUACACGUACAAAACACAUCUUGAUUCCUUUCUUCGUUCAACUAUCUUUAAAGAUACACUGUAAUGUAAAGUCACAAGGGAAGUGUACUGUUGACAGAUGGAACCAAAUCUGAAUUCCUGUGGAGGAAGCUACCUUAGCAGUCUGUGACAUGGUUUUGGAGGAGGGGCUCAAUGGCAUGGUGAUCUUCUAGAGUCUUCCAGAGUCCUACUUGUACUUUGGGGUCUCUUUCUCUUCCUCUAGAUAACUUCAAAAGAAUUUAUUUUCUAGUUGAGGGGCCAUUCGGAUAAUCUCAUAAAGCAGUCUAAUGUCUAUAGGUCCCAUCUCCUAUCGCAGUUAUAUUUCACCAAUAAAGAGGUCUUGGAAUACACAUACUGAUACCAGGCUUGGUUCUGUGGGGAGAGCUUAAGAAUGACAGAGUAAUUACAACUUUCACUGCAAUGCAAAUCACAAUAAUAUUUUACAAAAUCAAAAGAUAUUCUGUGCUCUAGAACCUGUAACAUAUUUUAUCAUGCGUAUGUGUCAAUGAUUUAUUAGGGGCAAAUAUCAUAAGACUAAAUUCAUUAAACCAUAGAAGUUUUCUUAAUCCUGAAUUCAUGAAAUCGACAAAGCAAAUAAAUUGAAUCUGCCCAUAAA
Molecule: messenger RNA, 3230 nt
Organism: Fukomys damarensis (Damara mole-rat)
Lineage: Eukaryota; Metazoa; Chordata; Mammalia; Rodentia; Bathyergidae
Gene: Hmgcll1
Product: 3-hydroxymethyl-3-methylglutaryl-CoA lyase like 1
Exons: 9
Coding region: 239-1201 (320 amino acids)
Biological process (GO): L-leucine catabolic process; ketone body biosynthetic process
Cellular component (GO): cytosol; endoplasmic reticulum
Molecular function (GO): hydroxymethylglutaryl-CoA lyase activity
Source: RefSeq, a predicted model, not a curated record